AUGGCCGAACGCAACCUCCAACAGGUCCUCACCCAGCUCCGCGGAAAGGGCUCCUCCCUCCCCUACGCAGAGUCUUCCGCCCUCCUCUCCAAAGCCAAGCUUCACCUCCUCCAGCUCAACGCCCUCACCCCGUCCUCUGCCACCGCACAGCAGCAGACGUCCCCCCAGCUCCUCGCCCUCGCGCGUGAGACGUACGAGCACGGCGCCCUCGCCUCCAUCCGCGCAAAGAACCCAGACGCCUUCACCCGCUACGUCCAGCAGCUCCAGCCCUUCUAUGAGCUCCCCUCUAACCUGCUCCCGCCCAACCUGCCCGACCGCAACAAGGUUACCGGCCUGUACCUGCUCCUCCUCCUCACCCAGGGCCGCUAUGCCGAGUUCCACUCGGAGCUCGAGAGCCUCGCUAACCGCGAGGGCGGCGGCGAUAGCAGUGCUGUUGAGAGCGACAAGUUCCUCGGCUACCCCAUCCGUCUCGAGAGGUGGCUGAUGGAGGGGAGCUACGACCGCGUGUGGAACGCCCUCAAGAGCCGCGAGGUGCCCAGCGAGGAGUACGGAGUCUUCUCAGAGAUUCUCACCUUCCAAAUCCGCUCCGAGAUCGCCUCCAGCAGCGAGCGCGCCUACCCAAGCCUGCCCAUCAGCUCCGCAAAGUCCCUCCUCUUCCUCGACUCGGAGGGCGACGUCAUCUCUUUUGCCCAGCAACGCGGUUGGAUUUUGAAGGACGGCCAGAUCUUCUUCCCCGAUACCGCGGAGGGCGUCGCCGCCGAGGACGGCACCACCGAUAAGGAGAUGAGCCAGAUGGUGAUAGAAAACACUCUCGGGUACGCAAGGGAACUGGAGACCAUUGUGUAA
This is a messenger RNA of Colletotrichum navitas, 846 nucleotides long. RefSeq names its product GANP/Nin1/mts3/eIF-3 p25 family protein. The transcript is spliced from 2 exons. Gene Ontology annotation, cellular component: proteasome regulatory particle, lid subcomplex; cytosol; proteasome regulatory particle. Gene Ontology annotation, biological process: proteasome-mediated ubiquitin-dependent protein catabolic process. The record is from RefSeq and is a predicted model, not a curated record. NCBI's taxonomy places the organism in Eukaryota, Fungi, Ascomycota, Sordariomycetes, Glomerellales, Glomerellaceae. Bases 1 to 846 code for a protein of 281 amino acids.